AUGCUGAUCCCUCUCGCUGCUUUGCUGCUCGCCUCGAGCGCAGCCGCCCAGGUCACACCAGUGCGAACCGGCGGGCCGUACGCAAACGCGACAGCGGCCUACCCGCCAGCCCCGACGACGGUGCCGGGGACAUGUGAGGCCAACUGCACCUACUCGUCCGCCUGGGCCCAGGCGUUCGGGUGGACCAAGCGGACGUCGUGGGCGGGCACGACGACGGUCGAAUACGCCGUCGAGUACCUCAUCAUCAACAACCGCACAAACACCACCCGCACCUCGACCUCGUACUUCACCCUCCCGGCCGACAUCACCGCCCUGCCCACCAACACGGCCGGCACCCGCACCCAGGAAAUCACCCUCUCCGCCCCCACCGGCGCCCCCGGCAACUGGACCACCUUCGUCACCACCAUCGUCUACCCCUCGCGCUACACGGCCUACUCGUCCGGCUACACGUGGUGGGGCGAGGUCGCCACCACCGACGCCGCCGGCGCCUCCGUCUGCUCCUGGGCCCCCUACUACUUCUCCGGCACAAAGACCUACCUCACCACCGAGCGCAACUUCCUCACCACCAGCACCGGCCCCUUCACAGACUUCGCCACGCGCGCCUCGGGCGCCUAUGUUCCAUUCAUCACCCUGCAGCCCCUCGGCGACGACGCCGCCCUGCCCGUCGACCCGAGCGACCCCGCCGGCAUCGACUGGGACUUCGACACCGAAAUCGCCGACACCCACGUGCCGGGCAUCCCCACCCCCUACGCCACGGACGCCGUCCCCCUCUCGUGCACGACCGGGCUCGUCCCGCUGCCGCCGGGCCAGGACUACGAGACGUCGACACAGGCCCCCGUCGGCGUGCUGACGUCCGUCCAGUUCCUGACCAUGACGAGCACCCUGCACGAGGAUUCGGGCCCCGCGGAGUCGACGUCGACGACGGAGCCUGCGCCGGCCGUGUCCGGUAGUAGUGGUGUCGAGGGGCAGCAGCCAUCGACGACGACGACGACGGAAGCGACGACCGCGCCGCCUCCGCAAUCCCAAGCCGAUUCCGACACCUCUUCACCCGCGCCGCCGCCCGCAACGACCGAGGCCACGGCGCCCUCGCCAUCGCCAUCGCCAUCGCCGUCUACCAGCAGCAGCAACGACGGCCUCGGCGUCAUCAUCUCCCUCAUCGCCUCCUCCGAAGCCGCCCAGCAGUCCUCCGGCCAGCAGCCGGUCGUCACGACGACGACGAACAACGCCGGCGGCAACGACGCCCCCGCCACCACCAGCUCGCCCUCCCUCCCUGCCGUCGUCGUCCCCGUAACGGGCAGCAGCGAUGACGCCGCGGCACCCACCGCCAGUUCCCCCGCUCCCGUCGCGAGCGAGACAUCGGCGGGCGACAGCGGCAGCGGCGGUGCAAGUGGAGGUGCAAGUGGAGGUGGAGGCGCAACUCAAGGCCCCUCCGGUUCCUCCACCACCACCACGAACGGCGGCGGUGGCGUCGUCGUCGUCGGCUCCGCAACACUGUCUCCCGUCUCGCCGGACACGUCCAAUCCUCCCGCCACCGCCGUCCCACCUACCAACAGCGGGGACGCCGGGGACGCCGGCACCAGCACCAGCAGCGCCAGCGCCGUCGUCGUCGCCAUCGGCGGCCAGACGCUCAGCACGGCGGGGCAGAGCGUGACGUUGAGCGAAGGAGAGGGGACCGGCAGUACCGCCGCUUCAGGCACAACAGCGGGCGCGAAUGAUGCGCCGACGUCGCCGACGGUGGCCAUCCUGCAGACCGACGCGGCGGGCAACACGGCGCUCGUCGUGGGCGGGAGCACGGUGGUGAGCGAUGUGGGCGGGGCGUAUGCGACGGGUGUCGCUUCUGCUGUUUCUGCGGCGGGUGCUUCUGCUGGUACUGCUGGUACUGCUGCUGCUGCUACGGCGGCUUCGGCGGCGGUGGUGAUUGGUGGUACUGGUACUGGUACUGGCACCGGGGGGCAGCAGCAGCAGCAGCAGCAGCAGACGGUUGAGGUUGUCGGCGGGACGGCAGGGAGUAGCGGUUUUGUUGUCGUGGGAGGGCAGACGGUGGCGGUGGGGUCGGGGGCGGCGUCGGCGACGGUCGGGGGCGAGGCGGUUGGGGCGCAGACGGAUGAGGCGGGCAGGACGGUGGUGGUGGUUGGGGGGACGGUGGCCGCGACGUUGACUGCUGCUGCUGUUACUGCUGCUUCUGAGACGGGUGGUGCUGCUGCUGUGGCGACUGUGGGAGGGGUGGUCGUGUCGGAGGGCAGCAGUGGUGGUGUUGUGGUUGUUGGCGGCCAGACGGUGGCACCGGGCGGGAGCAUCACGCUCAGCGGCGGGGAUGUCGUGGAGGUCCAGACGGAUGCUGGCGGGGCGACGCAGGUUGUGGUCGAUGGGGCGACGGCGACGUUGGCGACGGGUGGUGGUGGCGGGGCUGUGGCCACGGUGGGAGGAGUGGUCGUGUCGGAGGGCAGCAGUGGUGGUGUUGUGGUUAUUGGCGGCCAGACUUUGACGCCGGGGCAGACGACGACGCUCAGUGGGGGGGAUGUCGUGGAGGUCCAGACGGGCACCGACGGGGCGACGCAGGUCGUUGUUGACGGCAGCACCGCGGCGCUGGUGCCCACGGCGGCAAGCGCGGUGGCUACGUUUGCGGGCGAGACUGUGAGCGUCGGCUCCGGUGGCGGCAUCGUCGUCGGCGGCCAGACUUUGACGCCCGGGCAGACGACGACGCUUGGAGACGGAGAGGUGGUUGGCGUCCAGACGGGGGCAAGCAGCGUGACGGAGCUGGUUGUCGACGGCUCGACCGCGACGCUGGCGCCGAGUGGCGGAUCCGGCCUCGGUGGCCUCAUCUUGAGCGGCUUGGGGGCUACGUCUGCGAGCGACAAGGUUUCUUCGAGCUCACGCGUCGUCAGCUCGACGAGGACGUCGUCGGGGACUGGUGCGGACCAGACUGCGAGCAGCGAGGCUACUGCUGGAGCGGCAAGUUCGACCGCUGGAGGAGCUCGUGGGGUUCAGGCGGGCAGUGAGGUGGUGUGGAUGAUGCUUAUCAGCACUGUUGUGUUUCUCGUGGAGGUGUAA
Molecule: messenger RNA, 3051 nt
Organism: Diplodia corticola
Lineage: Eukaryota; Fungi; Ascomycota; Dothideomycetes; Botryosphaeriales; Botryosphaeriaceae
Exons: 2
Coding region: 1-3051 (1016 amino acids)
Source: RefSeq, a predicted model, not a curated record